AUGGCAGAAAAGAUAAGGAUGCAUGGAGGUGGCCAACUGACCACGCCAGAGGAACACCAAUGGUUUUCUUGGAAGCUAGCACAAAGAGACGCCCAACUUGCCAAGGUUCAAAGUUUCCAGGGCAGCGAUAUUCAGACUGGCAUAUGGCACGACACCAAGAUACAGUUAUGGAUUCAUUUUGACACAGACGACACAGAAGGUGACUUAGGCACGGUCCUAUGCCCAGGACUAGUGAUCAGGAUCAGCAACGAUGACUUCUUCAGUGCCGCAAAUGCUCUGGAGCACCUGAAGUCUCCACACACGCGUGAACACGGAGAUUGGGGGGCAACUAUUUACCGACCACCAGAGACUGGAGAGCCGGCAAUGGCAAUACUUGAGCAUGCCAUUCCCCAUUCCGACUUUGACCAAUGGAAUGGCCGUACUCACUUUAAAUGCACCAUCAACCUACCCACAGAGGACGUGACAUCAACCGCGGCCGAAUCUGUAACCAGACGUCUUGAGAAUGAUUUCGAUGCUGCCGCUCAGAAGGAGCUGGAACAUGUUCUGGGAGCCAAAUCAUCCACGACAGUGAACCCGACGACGUUUCCCAUUCGCAGCAUUCUGCUAGGAGAUGACAACAAUGAACGACAUCGCUUGCUAGCAAAAGAGGUCGACUUGGGCCCAGAAUUUCAACGCUUGACGACGGCCCAGCGGGACGCCAUCAAGAAGGUCUACGAUUUCCUUGUAUCGAAGGGCCUGCUGGCACAGGAAAAACAGAAGUUAUCACCUCCCUUUAUUGCCAAUGACAUCGUCCGCCGACUUCCUGGUGCGUUUCCCGGGCAUGACUUGACUGAAGACCUUGUCAGGAUCUUCUCACACCCCCAAAGUGAAGUCCAUCAGAUGCCGAACUCGACCCCGAAGGACAUUGAGGAUUUUGUGCUGUACGAUCAAUGCCUGAAAACAGCCGAGAAGGAGUCGUGGCAAGCGUUGGAACUUGACCUGACCUCCAGGGUUUUCAAUGGCAUUCAAUGCCUCGGAACAACUGGAAAAGCAACACAUACUACAGACGAGGAGAAUCACACCGCCCAGCAUGACAAGCUAGUUACGGCCAGUCUUAAACGACGUCGCAUAUGGGUCAUGACGUCUAUGGCCUCAAGACUCCGGCUUUGUCGGCGAACAAACUUGUUUCGAAGAAAUGGGCUGUAA
This is a messenger RNA of Exophiala spinifera, 1185 nucleotides long. RefSeq lists its product as uncharacterized. NCBI's taxonomy places the organism in Eukaryota, Fungi, Ascomycota, Eurotiomycetes, Chaetothyriales, Herpotrichiellaceae. Bases 1 to 1185 code for a protein of 394 amino acids. The transcript has 3 exons. The record is from RefSeq and is a predicted model, not a curated record.